Molecule: messenger RNA, 1248 nt
Organism: Lachancea dasiensis
Lineage: Eukaryota; Fungi; Ascomycota; Saccharomycetes; Saccharomycetales; Saccharomycetaceae
Source: the annotation of a GenBank genome assembly
AUGGUGAAUCAAAACCGUUUACCGGCAACAUGGGCCAUUACAACUAAGGGUCGGUGGACAUUGUCAUCAUUUAAAGCUGCAUUAUUAUCAGAAUCGAGAAUGCUGCCACGAAUCAACGUGCUUUUGCAAGAACACAGGCCCCUGCAACAGAGAUCCCACUCGGAACCCUACUCACCUUUCCUCGGUACUACAACGAGUCGGUGCCAAUCUUUCAGAACCAACGCAGAGGGUAUCAUCAAACUUCCACCCUUACAACUUAGUUCGACGACAGGUUCGUUCUCCACACACGAUGGUACAUCUCUUCCGCAAGCGGUGCGAGCGCCGCUCGAAUCUUCGGCUGUGAUGAGUACUCCCAGAAGCGCGCUGAAAAGGAACCGUUCGUGUGAUGCUGUGCUAGAAAACUCUCCAACUCUACACCUUUAUAAACACGUUCAAACGGGCACCGAAUUAUCAGCUGCAAAAAAGGUACACCAUCCACAACGUGUACUCACACCAAUCUCUGCAGUCAAAACUCCAAGUGCGGACAGCAAAAAAGCCUUUGCAUUCAUUUCUCAUUCUCAAGACACUUUCCCAACCAAAGAACCAGCAAUUGAUAACGCUCCAUUGGCUAGGCGUAAAAGACGUAGGACCUCCAAGCACGAGCUCAAUAUUUUGCAAUCUGAAUUCGAAAAGUGUCCAACACCGAACAAGCAGAAACGGGUCAUGUUGGCUGAAAUGUGCUCUAUGUCCGAAAAGGCAAUUCAAAUAUGGUUUCAAAACAAGCGUCAAAGUGUCAAGAAGCAGCAGAAGAAUCAUAAUGACAUUCACUGCGAACCCGAUAAGGACGAUGAAGAUUUAACGUCGAAUUCGGUCCCCCCUGCCACCUCUCAUUUCUUGACACCGGCGGCUAUGAAACUUCAAGUUGAAAAUCAGAGCCAUCUGAAUACGCCAAUGUCGACAACCUUAGACACCAUAAGUUCCACACCUGGCACCAUGAUAUCGACAACAAGUCCCACGCAUUCGAAGUUACAGACUGCCACUCACCAACAAAUGAGUCGCGGACAAGCCUUGACAUUUCGUUUGAAGACAGACAACAAAACGUUGACUCCCAUUAAAACUUCACCUAAUAACAGGGUCAAUAAGCUGAUCAAUGGUAUAUCAACACCUAGAACGAGUGCAGAUGUAUCACCCACGCGUCAAAGAAAAGGUUUUCAAAAGCCGGACAGGGCGCCCUUGGGAAGACUUGAUAUCAACACGAUCAACAAUUGA